This is a messenger RNA of Linderina pennispora, 966 nucleotides long. RefSeq names its product S-adenosyl-L-methionine-dependent methyltransferase. The coding region runs from base 38 to 847 and encodes 269 amino acids. The record is from RefSeq and is a predicted model, not a curated record. Gene Ontology annotation, biological process: ubiquinone biosynthetic process. Lineage: Eukaryota; Fungi; Kickxellomycota; Kickxellomycetes; Kickxellales; Kickxellaceae. The transcript has a single exon. Gene Ontology annotation, molecular function: methyltransferase activity.
UCCUUCCAACAAUUUCCAGGCGCGAAUAACAUCAUACAUGACUUUUGAAGAAUACUCUUCAGCUGGUGAUGUGUGCACCAGCGAUGGCGAGCCAAUAUCUAGCAAGCAGGCGGACAUGAACGAAGCAUAUUCUGCACUCGCUUCGGUGUAUGACAAGUAUAAUAGCGAAUCCUCCAUUCCACUGGCUGCAAUUGCAAAGAGAAGAGGCAUGGAAAUAAUUGCACCAGCGCCAGGAGUGGCAUUUUUGGAUAUGGCAGCUGGAACCGGGGAUAUGGCUAUGUGUUUUUUUGAGUAUCAAGACAUAGCCAACCACGACGCGCCAUCCACUGCUACCCUUGUUGACCUAAAUGCUGAUAUGCUUGAUAUUGCCAAGAGACGACUCGGAAACACCAAGUGGGUCAAGGACGGCCGCGUCGAGUUUAUAGAGGGUAAUGCCGAGCACAUAUCUGAUAUUCAGAACAGCACUUUUGACAUUUAUUGCUGCUACCUCGGGAUGCACAAUAUGGUUCACCGCGACAGGGCACUGAGUGAGGCCAUGCGUGUGCUAAAGCCAGGGGGGAAGAUAUAUGUUGCAGAGUUUAAUACCGGGACCUGGCGCAUUGGGAAGGUUGUUAGGAGGCUACUCGUCCAGUUUGUUCUGUACCUUAUUACUGGGACCAUAGGAGAUCGGACCAUGUCGCUGCGUCUGAAUAGAAGUGCACUCUCAUUUCCGUCGCCGCCUGAAUUCCUGCAGGAGCUGAAGACCGCAGGGUUCCAGGUGGAGGGCCAGGGGUAUCGCAGCAUAGCGUAUGGAUUGGCUGCCCUAUUCUCGGGCACAAAGCCGGUCGAGUGUGGCAGUGUAUUGUAGUUCCUUGGUGCCUAUUAUAUAUUGAAAAUAUACAGGCAAGGAAGCAGUGCGAGCGAGAGUGGAUCCCAGCGAGUGCAGUCAAUUCAGCAGUUGUAGUGAUGCGUGUAGGCUGCCAUGAC